Molecule: messenger RNA, 2188 nt
Organism: Pseudoliparis swirei
Lineage: Eukaryota; Metazoa; Chordata; Actinopteri; Perciformes; Liparidae
Gene: slc25a39
Product: solute carrier family 25 member 39
Exons: 12
Coding region: 227-1303 (358 amino acids)
Biological process (GO): mitochondrial transmembrane transport
Source: RefSeq, a predicted model, not a curated record
UAACGCGCCUCCGUCGAGUACAUUAUGUACUAACUUACCAAACUGCCCACCCACUGACUGCCCCACUACACAAAACAAACAUGUCCGCAACGGAGACCCAACGGUUAAAUUGCAGCGUAACGUUUAACGCUAGCUCCUAAAAAACGUGCCGUUUCACCUGAAAUGGGUGAAGACGCCUCUGCUUCUCCCCGACACGCCGGCAGCUGAAGGAGACAGGCGGGGCAGGAUGGAGGAGCGGGCCGGCGGCGGCGGCGGCUCCGUGGCUGCGAUCUCUCCCGUGCAGCAGAUGCUGGCUUCUGGCACCGGAGCCCUCCUCACGUCCAUCUUUGUCACACCGCUGGACGUGGUGAAGAUCCGGCUGCAGGCCCAGCAGACCCCGUUCCACCAGGCCUGUGACUCUGCUCCGCGGGGCGGCGUCCUGCGCCCGUCCAAGUGGAAAUGUUUCCUGUACUGUAACGGCCUGAUGGAUCACAUCUACGUGUGCCAGAACAGAACCAGUUGCACCAGCUGGUACAACACGCCCACACACUUCAGUGGCACGCUUGACGCUUUUGUGAAAAUCACUCGCCACGAAGGAUUCCGGUCUCUGUGGAGCGGACUGCCUCCAACGCUUGUCAUGGCCGUCCCUGCCACCGUCAUCUACUUCACCUGCUACGACCAGCUGCGUGACUUCCUGAGGUUCGGUCUGGGUUUCCAGGGCAGCCUGGUCCCCCUUGUGGCCGGUGGUCUGGCCCGAUUGGGGGCCGUGACGGUGAUCAGCCCUCUGGAGCUGGUCCGGACCAAGAUGCAGGCCCGCCGGCUGUCCUACGGCGAGCUGCGGGUCUGCAUCCGCUCGGCGGUGGCCCAGGACGGGCUGCUGUCCCUGUGGCGGGGCCUGGGGCCCACCGUGCUCCGGGACGUGCCCUUCUCCGCGUUGUACUGGUUUAACUACGAGCUGGUGAAGGCCCAGCUGUGUGAGCGCUCCCUAAUGACUCAGGCCAACUUCUCCAUCAGCUUCACAGCAGGAGCUGUUUCUGGAGCUGUUGCCGCCAUCCUGACGCUGCCUUUUGACGUGGUGAAGACGCGGAGGCAGAUCCAGCUGGGAGAGAUGGAUACUCUGGGAGCCUCCUUAAAAAAAACGACAUCCACGUGGCACAUAAUGAAGGAGAUCUGGGCUGAGAUGGGCUACAGAGGCCUGUUCGCAGGUUUCAUGCCCCGGGUGAUCAAAGUGGCGCCGGCGUGCGCCGUCAUGAUCAGCAGCUACGAGUUCGGAAAGGCCUUCUUCCAGCAGAUGAAUCUGGACCGCGAGCGGCUGGCGUCCUGAGACCAGGACGGACGGCGGCGAGGAACACGGCGGCCUGGACGCAUCAACGCACAUCGACAAUGAGCUUGAACAACAGAGCUGAGAGAUCCUCUCCAGGACCGCAGACCUCCUUCACUGAUGAUUAUCUGUGUGAACUUUUUAACGGGUAUCUUUUAAAAUAAGAUAAUGAGGGGGCGUUCUUUCAUGGCGAGCUCGGCGAAUCACGCCCGAAAUAAUCGACGGGCGACAUGCGAACCCUCUUCAGGGCUUAAAGUGCACCUCAGCUCAGCUGCAUGAGUCUCCAACGUUGUCAUUCCUCGAGCUCGAGUCUCGGCUGCACGGCAUGUUCCCCUCUGCCCGCGGUCCACAUGGACCGGUCCACCCUGCAUUAGCUUUACUGCAUUCCCGUAGCGGGGCAUGUUUUGACGUCCGAGGCGGGCGGCUGACUGCUGUGUUUUCUGUGUACUGGGUAGAUUUUGAGAGAUGGAAUGUGAAAGUACACGUUUAUGAUGUUUUUUGCGGGUGACGCGACGCGAAAAAGCCUGAUGGCGAAAUGUGAGCGAGCAUUCUCUGAAGAUACGUUUUCCAUCGGUACGUUAAUUUUGCGCUUUUGAAUAUAUUUUAGAAAUCCAGUGAGAUUCGAACACAUUGGUCUGUGGAAGCGGCCGCUGCCAGAUUCCCGAAAAAAAUCGCACACAAUUUAUUACAUUUUGCAAAUGAUUUAAUGGGAUGAAGUAACUGGGAGGCGUCACGAACUUUGGGCUUGCUGGUGAUGAAAUCUAAAGUUGUUGCAACACUGAAUUAUAAAACAAAAUAUUAAUGCCUUAACCUGAAAGAUGUAAAAGUUUGUCUUCUGUUUGUCUGUUUUUUAUGAAUGAAAUGGUAAUAAAUGUAAAGACCGCUUUA